Molecule: messenger RNA, 867 nt
Organism: Aspergillus fischeri NRRL 181
Lineage: Eukaryota; Fungi; Ascomycota; Eurotiomycetes; Eurotiales; Aspergillaceae
Exons: 2
Coding region: 1-867 (288 amino acids)
Biological process (GO): error-free translesion synthesis; error-prone translesion synthesis
Cellular component (GO): nucleus
Molecular function (GO): DNA-directed DNA polymerase activity; deoxycytidyl transferase activity
Source: RefSeq, a predicted model, not a curated record
AUGCCACCAACACCAACAAACCACACGAUCUUCGACACAUGGAACUCCGCCUCAACAGGCCACCAGCGCGCCGAGAACCCCUACUCGAACACCACCAGCUGGCGCGAAACCCGGCAAGCAAAGCUUGCGAUUCAGUUUGCCUCGUCGUCGGGAGACUGCGCGGGCGACACGGGCCCUCCCACUACCCAAACCAACAGCGAAAGUAGAACUGGACGGGAGGAAGGCGAAUGGAAAUGGCUCUCGGCUGCAGAGGCUACCCGCAACCAGCUCGGAUGCAGGGAUAUCCGGACGAUGAUGGGGGGGAGCAAGAAGCGUGCUUCUACCUCUGCCUCUACGAUCGAUGAAGAUGACGCAGGUAAAUGCAAGAAAGCGAAGACGGAGACGGAGAAGGAGACGGAGAGGGAAAUACUCUGUCAAACAUCCCCCGAACUCGCAACCAAACCAGAGAAUAAACCCCAAGUCGAAGACAAAGACAAAGACAAAGACGGGGGGAGGAAGAUCCUCAAAGGAACAAGCAUCUACAUCAACGGCUCCACAAUGCCCCAUAUCUCAGACCACAGACUCAAAUCUUUACUCGUCUCGCACGGCGCGGAGAUCGCCAUCUCCCUGUCCAGGAAGACCGUCACGCAUGUUAUCAUCGGCAAGCCGAAUGGUGGGCCUGCUGGUCAUUCCGGAGCGGGGGGAGGACUCGCGGCGGGGAAGUUGCAGAGGGAGAUUUCUAGGGGUGGGUGGAGGGGGGUUAAGGUUGUUGGUGUUGAGUGGGCGCUGGAGAGUAUCAAGGCGGGGAAGAGGCUUUCGGAGGGGCCGUUUGCGAUGGAUUUGGCGCCUGGUGGGCAGAGGAGUGUGAUGGGGAUGUUUCGACGGUGA